AUGGAUGUUUAUCAAAAUUAUUGGGUUCUACAGCAAGUAUUGAUGCCUGUGCGCUUAAGCGUGAGUGUCUUGAUGAUAACAAAGCGGCAGACGGGGAUGGCAUACGCUAAUAUAUUAUCUGUGUCUCGAGAUUUGUUGGAGGGGGAGAAAGCUUGUACUCUCUGACUUCAUUUUGGGUUUGAAAG
Messenger RNA from Amoebophrya sp. A25, 185 nucleotides. NCBI's taxonomy places the organism in Eukaryota, Dinophyceae, Syndiniales, Amoebophryaceae. The record is from the annotation of a GenBank genome assembly.